Salvelinus sp. IW2-2015 is the source of this 515-nucleotide messenger RNA. RefSeq names its product pumilio homolog 1-like. NCBI's taxonomy places the organism in Eukaryota, Metazoa, Chordata, Actinopteri, Salmoniformes, Salmonidae. The record is from RefSeq and is a predicted model, not a curated record.
CUCUGCUCUCAUCCGUUCCCAUGAUGCAGCGCGUCUGCCUGUCUCUGCUCCCCUCCGAGCCGCCAUGUUGUCGGAGUGAAAGCCUGGAAAUCUGGAUAGAGAACCGGGGCUGAAAUCUUCGACCAUCCGCCCUCUCCGCCUGCCGUGGUGGAAUGAGCAGCGUGUGUGUGUUGAAGUGUAAAUCAGUGCUCUGGCAGGACUCGUUCAGCCCCCACCUCAGAACUUCAACUCCCAGCAUGCCGGUGGUGCUGAGCAGCGGAGGACACGCCCCCCCGGCCGGACAGACCCCACAUGCCCCGCCACCAAGCCAGCAGGGCGUGGCGGGUACGGGGCGGUCUCAGGAUGAUGCCAUGGUGAAUUACUUCUUCCAGCGGCAGCACGGGGAGCAGCCUGGCAAACACCGCUGGCCCGCUGGGGAGAACAUCCACGACAGCCAGGGGCGGUCGAUGGAUGAAGCUGAACCAGGUGAUUCCAGGCUCUGCGCUUCUGGAGAGCGUGCCAAUGGGGAGAGGUAG